This is a messenger RNA of Daldinia loculata, 2238 nucleotides long. RefSeq lists its product as uncharacterized. The transcript is spliced from 2 exons. Bases 1 to 2238 code for a protein of 745 amino acids. NCBI's taxonomy places the organism in Eukaryota, Fungi, Ascomycota, Sordariomycetes, Xylariales, Hypoxylaceae. The record is from RefSeq and is a predicted model, not a curated record.
AUGGAUCCGCUUCUCCGCAAGCCUGGCUGGCCUUCGGGCCGCGUGCCCGUCGAGGUAUUCUGCUUGAUCGUAGAGUACUUACCCAAGCGCGCCACUCUUGAGACACUACGCCUCGUCAACCGGGAAUUCUACACAAAGUUGCAAUAUCAAUUCUUCCAGCACUUGGUAAUCAAUGUGGGCUUAAUGUUCGACACUUCACCGGAUGGUCCGACCGCUGAUGACAUUACCGAGUACAUUAUGAAGUCCAAUCUGCUUAACCACGCGGCCCCAUUCGUCUGUCGCAUCGGAUUGGCGCUGGAAAUGACGGAGCAAGAAAUAGCAUCUCCCGAAAUUGACGAGGAAGAUGAAAUCGAGAUCCGCGAGUGGGGUGUGUACAGAUGGCCCGUUGUUCCCGGCAGUCGUCGUUCUGAAUCACGCCUGGAAAAGAUCACCAACUCGUUGGAACGCUCGAAAGGAAUCUACCAUGUCUUGAGCAUGGUCAAGCAGAUCCAUGAAUUCGCCUUAUCAUGCGAUGGCGGUUUGGGCUAUCUCCAAGGCCCGGAUCUCAGUCUCUUUCAGCCACCGGGUCCGCAACCAAUUUUCGGCGAACCCAACCAGAUUCGAGCGGUCGCAGACAACUCACUGCCCUCUCUUCAGGUCAGCUUCAAGAGGCCUUAUAAGCUAGAAACGAUAGAAAAGCGACUAGCUGCCAAGGGACUUCCCGAUAACGUCAUAUCGGAUACGAUGAAGAGACUCUUAGAGACUGAAGGAAUCAGCAUGAAAGAAUUUACCCAUGAGGACCGAACCCGAGCUCCCCUUCCCGUGAGCCGUUAUGGCGAGGAAAAGGUCACCCGAUCUCCCUCUUCGCCCAGUGAUUACCGUUUGCUACCGGAUCAGCUCACGGAAACCCAGGCGAGAUUCAUAUUCCAACAUGUUACAGCACAGCAAGCCCUCGUGCAGUGCUUUAUAUUUACUGUGAUCGACCACGGCAAAUCUUACAAAUCCUUGACUAAGCUCAAUAUCGCGCGUCUUUCAAGCUUCCAUGUGCAUUUACUGUGCCGCGAUGACUUCUGGUCUAAGGAGAACCUACCUAAACUCCGGGAGGUGUCUCUGGGUAUUGUGCCUGACUGGAGAUCAGUGACCAUGAAAGACUCUUACACCAUAGAGACGAGACAGGUUUAUCCUACCGACGCGCUGCCUAAAGUCUUCAAGUUACUCAACGAUCAUAUCGGUCGACAAGAACGAAUCCAGCGACUCCAUUUUGAGUGGCUCUGUGGUGGCGAGCUGGCUCCUGGCUGUCUCCAAAGAAACAAUUACGUCUUACCAGCGCCAUUCUUAAAGAAGCACCGACUGGUGAUCUUUUCAGGAAAGGAGAAUCUUCUUAUCCUCCCUUACGUUACACACUUGUCUCUCAAGAACUGCUGGUUCGCUCCGAACGUAUUCUAUCGCAUCAUCCGCACUAUGGCUAAGAAACACGCUCUCGAGUCUCUUGAGUUGGAAACCGUCUCUCUGACCGGCCCUCCCCUCCCAAAAGGUGCGAAAGAUCGUGAUGUGGAUUAUGUGCCAUGGACUAGGUCACUCAGUGCCCCACAAGGCAUAGAUCUCCCGGGCCUGAUUAAAGAUCCUCUCACCCUCUCCUGGUCUCAUGUCAUCGACAUGCUGACACCGGGUCCAACAAUCAAACAGCGCGUCUUCUCGGAGAAAUUCCCCACCGAGCCGCAGUUGCACAUUGAAAAGCGACUGAAGCUCCGAAAGCUCGUAUUCAAGUCCUGCGGCUAUGUAGUGCUGCCGGAUUCCCGUUUCGUUUCUAACAGGCGCUUCUCUAAACUAGCCUACCCGGUUGAGCUCAGAAAAGGUGUCCGGAUGAUAACCAAGGAACAUAACGCCAACCGGCAAAAGUUGGUCCGUUUCAUGCAGGUCAACACGGACAGACAUCUAGGCCGAAUAAACGACCUAAUUGAUCCUCGCGAGGAGCAUUCCAUGCGAAUUGUCUUUGGACUUCGCACGGGCUGGCCCGAUGCAUACGGAAUCACUCAUUUCCGAGCUUCCGUGCGAGACGGCAUCCCAUGCCCUGGCCACGGCCGCUUCAGCGGCACCAUCGACGCUGAUUCUUUCAUGGACAUCGUUCCUGACGGCGAACCCCAAGCUUACAAAUUCAGCAUGUCGGCGUACAAUCUUGACUACCAGGACGAUGAUGAAAAAGACCUCGAGGGUAUGAUGAGGCAAUUCGAGUUGGAGAUGGAGUACAAACUCCCUUGA